AUGGACAACUUAACGUGCACAGUAUAUACCGACAACGGAUUGAAUAUUUGUUCCCAAUUUCAUUACGAUCAUCAAAGAAAACGGUCCCUACCUCGUAUCUGUAGUUGGAGGAAUGCUACCUACACUGAAGGGGAUUGUACUAAUUUGUGCUGUGGGAAGGGGUAUACGGUCUCGCAUCAAGUUGUUCCCUAUAAAUGCCAAUGUAAAUUUAUUUGGUGUUGCAGAGUGGAAUGUAAGGACUGUUUGGAACAUAGAUGGGUUUCUACUUGUAAUACUUGAAAAAAAA
Messenger RNA from Meloidogyne enterolobii, 286 nucleotides. NCBI's taxonomy places the organism in Eukaryota, Metazoa, Nematoda, Chromadorea, Rhabditida, Meloidogynidae. The record is from the annotation of a GenBank genome assembly.